Molecule: messenger RNA, 360 nt
Organism: Enhydra lutris kenyoni (northern sea otter)
Lineage: Eukaryota; Metazoa; Chordata; Mammalia; Carnivora; Mustelidae
Product: small ubiquitin-related modifier 2-like
Biological process (GO): protein sumoylation
Cellular component (GO): nucleus
Molecular function (GO): protein tag activity; ubiquitin-like protein ligase binding
Source: RefSeq, a predicted model, not a curated record
AUGGCAUCAUCAUCGUUCAAGUUAUUAAAACAUGAAACUUUCGUCUUUGACAGUGUGGUAGAAAAAGAAAACUUAUGGCUGAUAGCCCAACAACAUGUUACCUUUAAGUGGCAGUUGAGGAGACCGGUACUCUCUGAUGUUGAUGAAAAGCCCAAGGAAGGAGACAAGGCUGAGAACAGUGGUCAUAUCAAUUUGAAGGUGGUGUGGCAGGAUGGUUCUGUGGUGCAGUUUAAGAUUAAAGGUAUGUAUCACUUAGUAAACUAAUGGAAAGCCUAUUGUGAAAGGAAGGAUUUGUCACUGGAAAUGGGGGAUGAAGAUACAAUUGAUGGGAUCAAGCAGCAGACAGGAGUAGUCUACUAA